Ylistrum balloti is the source of this 949-nucleotide messenger RNA. RefSeq lists its product as uncharacterized. The record is from RefSeq and is a predicted model, not a curated record. The transcript is spliced from 7 exons. The coding region runs from base 1 to 756 and encodes 251 amino acids. NCBI's taxonomy places the organism in Eukaryota, Metazoa, Mollusca, Bivalvia, Pectinida, Pectinidae. Gene Ontology annotation, biological process: chromosome segregation. Gene Ontology annotation, cellular component: Ndc80 complex.
AUGAAGCUAUCUUGUGAGGAAAUUUUGACAACAGUAAGUAAUGCAGAGAUUGAAAGCCUUCAGGAGGAAUCAAGUAAACUCGAGGAACGGUUAUCAAGCAUACGUGAUAAAAUCAUUACAAAAUGGACUGGAGAGGAAUAUCAGAAGCUUGCUACAGGUCUCCAGACCAAACAUCGUCAGAUGAUGCAGGAAGGACAAGAGGAAAUCAAAAAGCAUCAAGGCAAUGUAAAGAGAAUGGAACAGCUCAGUAAAAGUAAUAUGAAAGAACUACAGGAGCGUGUUGGGAAGCUGCAGGAGUUGAAGGCAAGCUUACAGAGACUACAAGGAGAGACAGAUAAUAUGCUACACCUGAAGGAGAAUGGAAUCACACAGCUAAACGAGGAGUCCAAGAAAAUUCUAAAGGAGAAAGAGUACUUAUCCCUGCAGGGGAAGGUAACACAAGAAAAGCUGGUGGAGCUAGACAAGGCAGCCUCCAUGUUCCACACCAGACUUGGAUUGACGUUCAAGAAAACCUCAGGUAACCGUCUGCAAUGCCUCUUUAAACACAUAGACAGAGAUGAUCCAGAAGCAGUGUUCUAUUUCUUCAUUAAAGUGGAGGGUGAAGAUCGUCAAUAUGUUGUUUCAGAUUGUGAACCUCCAGUGCCUGAAUUGGAGAUUUUGGUGGAAAAGCUUAACCAGACCAACAAUUUGCGAUCAUUUGUUGUGUGUAUGAGGAAGCGAUUUCAGCAGCUUGUACAGGAGCAGAAAACCCAAUAACAGAAAACCAAGCAGCCACCACAGUGAAUUAUCAGGACGUUACAAUUAAUCUUGCUUGGAAAAAGACUAGGAAUUAAUCCUACAAAGAGGAAAAAACAGAACAAAGAUGUAGUCAAGCUUGACAUUUGACUUGUACCUUAGGCUCAAAUAUUCCUACAAUUUUCAAAGAAAAAAUAUGGGAAAAAAAAAAGUA